Molecule: messenger RNA, 1094 nt
Organism: Thermothelomyces thermophilus ATCC 42464
Lineage: Eukaryota; Fungi; Ascomycota; Sordariomycetes; Sordariales; Chaetomiaceae
Exons: 2
Coding region: 87-737 (216 amino acids)
Molecular function (GO): catalytic activity
Source: RefSeq, a predicted model, not a curated record
CCGGCCGCUGCCGAGCGCCGGGCAAGAAGAAUUAUUUUUUUCUGAUCCGAAGCAGCAGCCCGCCCGUGCCGACAUUCGUCUGCACCAUGUCUGACACAUACUCAGCAAACACACUACUUUCCACCUUCCUCCGCAUCACCGAGGAUCGGAUCGUGCCGUUAACCCGCGCUGGCGUCUCUUCUGGCAGUAAAGUGUUUGGUGCUGCCAUCCUUACUCGGUCAGAUCUCAGCCCGGUCACGGUUGCAACCAACAAUGAGCGUGUAUCUCCGCUUCUCCAUGGCGAGAUCAACUGCAUCCAGGAGUUCUUCGCUUCCUCGCCCGAGGGCCGUCCGGCCACCAAGGACUGCCUAUUUUUCUCGACCCACGAGCCGUGCUCUCUGUGCCUGAGUGGGAUUGCGUGGGCAGGAUUCACUGAGUUCUACUAUCUCUUCACCUACGAGGACAGCCGGGAUCUAUUCUCCAUCCCCUACGACAUCGACAUCCUCGAACAAGUCUUCCGUGUGCCGGCCCCUUCGGACACCCCAGCGACUCUGGCUGCCAGGCCUCUCUACAACCGGAAGAACAAGUUCUUUGCUGCUAAAAGCCUGGCCGAUCUUCUCGAGGGUGUCACAGACGCGGCCGAGCGGAAGCGUCUUGGCGACGAAAUUGUCAGGGUAAAGGAUCUUUACAAGAGCCUCGACGCAACCUAUCAGGAAUGGAAGAAGUUAGGGGCAGAGAGCGCAAGUGUGUGGAAAUGAUGGUUCCCUCCAAAAUAUGCACCAGCAGUGUCGUGUCCGCUUCUGCAUGCUAGUCGGAAGAGCAUGUAUAUUUGGCGAGGGAGUUGGAAGGAAAUGCGCAAUCUCCGAUGUCACCGAGUCUGAACAUGACGGAAAUCGCUUCAAGAUUUGACAGUAUCACAUGCGAUUGGGGCAUCCGAGCACAAGAGGUGCAACCAUUCCCUCCUGAACACUACUGGCUGCGACAGCCUCUUCAACUCCCGCCCGGGGCCUGGAGUCUGUGGCUGCGGCUGCAAGACGGACACUGCGCUCCUUCCCAGCUACCGGAUUCUCUCAUGUUGACAGCUUGAAGUCUGCAACCGCAGACAUCUGCCAUUU